Molecule: messenger RNA, 684 nt
Organism: Hyaena hyaena (striped hyena)
Lineage: Eukaryota; Metazoa; Chordata; Mammalia; Carnivora; Hyaenidae
Gene: CALML6
Product: calmodulin like 6
Exons: 6
Coding region: 1-576 (191 amino acids)
Molecular function (GO): calcium ion binding
Source: RefSeq, a predicted model, not a curated record
AUGGGUCUUAGUGUCUGCCGUUCGGAGGUGGUCAGCUCCGUUUGGGCCUGCGGCAGACCAAGUGCAGCCCCAACAGCCAGAACCCCCAAACCAUCUCCUGAAGCGAAGACGGAGCGCCUGACAGCGGAGCAGAUCAAGGAGUACAAGGGGGUCUUUGAGAUGUUCGACGAGGAGGGCAACGGGGAGGUGAAGACGGGGGAGCUGGAGCGGCUCAUGAGCCUGCUGGGCAUCAAUCCCACCAAGAGCGAGCUGGCUUCCAUGGCCAAGGACGUGGACCGAGACAACAAAGGAUUCUUCAACUGCGACGGCUUCCUGGCCCUGAUGGGGAUUUACCGGGAGAAGGCCCAGAACCAGGAAGGCGAGCUGAGGGCGGCCUUCCGGGUCUUCGACAAGGAGGGCAAGGGCUACAUCGACUGGGACACGCUCAAGUACGUGCUCAUGAACGCGGGCGAGCCCCUCAACGAGGUAGAGGCCGAGCAGAUGAUGAAGGAGGCCGACAAGGACGGAGACGGAACCAUUGACUACGAGGAGUUUGUGGCCAUGAUGACCGGAGAGUCCUUCAAGCUGGUCCAGUAGGAGCAGGUGCUGGGGCCGUGGGAGGCCUGCCCGAAGAAGGCCCGCCUGCCGCCGCCCCCGCUGCGCCCAGCCUGCCCCACCUCUGGCAAUAAACACUCCAGGCCGACU